UGAAAUUGUUACAGUUGAUUGUGAUUGUUCAUUAAGUCUUAACAUGUCAUUUUCCCUGCAAAAUGAACGGAACAAAAUGCUAUUUAUAUUAUCAUUUUUAGUCAUCUUACUUACAACAUUUAAAACAGGAAGUGCAACAGAUUUGGUGGAUUUACCACUAAGAACAGGAAGAAAAAGCGUAAACAUUAACGCUACUUUAACUGAUAUCAAUGCUGGCACUAAAUAUUUCAUUCAAGAAUCGAUAUCAGCUUCUGGUAAAACCAUCAGGGGCAAAAUUGUGAUCUCAGGUGAAAAGGAUUCUUACAAAGUCUAUUAUAAUACUGAUUCUAAUCUCAACAAGAACCGCUUGGUCAUUCAUGGUACAAAUUGUUUACCAUUCACUUUCAAGAACAAUUGGGAUCAGACUUUACCUGGAAUCAAAAGACCUGUAAUGAAUCUGGUACUCUUGAUGGGACCUUCAAUUUUAUACCGACUUAGUCAUUCCUCACUUGUUUGGAAAGCAGUUGCUGAUAAAAACAUAAGAGGAACCAUGAUGAAGGGGGCGACAACGGAAAUAAAUAAAAAAUUGAGAAUCACUUAUUAUUACAAAAAGCAUUUUGAUGACGAUUAUGGAAUUGAGCAUCCAAGUCGAAUUGAAUUCAGUGGAUAUGAUCCAUCGUCAAGCUCAUACAGUUACGAUGAGAAUCUUAUUCUUGAUAUUUACCUUCAAGAUGAAAGCUAUUAUGAUCAACUUGUGAAUAAAGUUUAUCCUUUACCUGGAAUUGGAUGUCCACAUUACUUGUCCACAAGUGAACCUUCAUUCCCUGGAUUAAGAACUUAUUAUGUACAUUACACUAUGUACGAGUACAUUAAAGGUUCAACUACUACUCGAACAUUCAGUGAGAUUCAUGUAUCAAGAAGGACCGGCUUAUUACGACUAAAAGCAAAUGUUCUUGGAGUAACAACUGAAGCUAUUUACGAUUAUCAACUUGGAGUUUCUUACCUCUUUGGAGAGGGUGGACGCUGUAGCAUAUUACCUGCAGAUUUAAAUUCACCUGGAAUCAGUUCUGAUGGUUACUUUACUUUGGAAAACCUUUUCCUUCUUGAUUUCCCUUUCAAAUAUAUUGGAAAGUUUAACUUAGAACACCGAUCUGGAUUUCCAGUAGAUGCAUGGGAAGCGAUCGAAUAUAAUGUUAAUAUCAAUGGGAAAAAGGCCGAUAAAGCUGUCAUCACUCAAUAUUUUGUUGAAUCGCAUGACAGUGAAAUAUUCCCUGGCUAUAGACUUGUCAGUACCACAAUUGCCAUCUAUAAAUUGGAUUCAUCGGAAAAAACUUACACUUUGACGGAUGGAAUUACAAGAGUUUACAUGAAUUUUGAACAGGCCGGAUCUGAAGAUGAAUUUCAUGAUAUUUUUACAUUGGCAGAAUGUAAAUAUUUGAAUAGCGAUAAAAAACUAACCCUUGCUUUCAAAUUACAACCAGAAGACGAUACUCAUUCUUCACAAAAACUCACAAAAAGUCAUGUUUACGAGUUGAAACAAGACUUCAUGUUUAAUGUUAUUCCAUACGAAACAAUCAGUAAGCUACGAAUCGAUAACGUUCAAUAUAAUUUCAAUGACGCACAACUUGAAAUGGAAGUGACAUUCCUGGAUUUACCUAAUUUGCAAUUUAUUUUCAACUCAAAAACGAUGUCUGUCAGUUCAGAUACAUUUAAAAAGAUGAAAACAAUCAAAACAAAAACUGAAGUUGAAUGUUUGAACACAUUAUCAAAAGUCAUGGAUAAGAUAAAUGUAGUAAUUUAUAGACCAUCAGAUUCUUCUUGUGGAUAUUUGACAAAAUUUGAAGAUCUCAAGGAAGAUACAAAAGGCGGAGAACCAUGCAGCGUCUAUCACUUUCCUUUACAUAACUUGCGUCGCAUUGACCAAGAAUUACCACUCGAUCAGCUUCACAAGACUUUUUUGCAAGACGUAGGAAAUAGUUACUGGUUACUAAGUUUGCACAAUGAACAUAAACUUGGAUAUUAUAAAUUAAUUGAUGUUAUCGAUAAGACGAAGAACCAAGUUGCCUCGACUGAUUUCUACCUAUACAUCAUUAAAGUUGGUGCAAAAAUAAAUAGCAAUGAUCAAGGUACAGUGAUUGUACCAGAUGUAAAAAAUUUGGCUGAUUGUUAUCGAACCUGUCAUAAUUCAGAGCAACUCAAAUGCAAUACUUUCUCAUUCUGUUCAAAUGAUGACUGUAGAGUCAGUAGCGUAUUAACUGAAGACGCGUUGGACGAAUCGCACGUUGAAAAAGACAAAACAUGUUCUAUUUAUGCUUUGAAUGUUCUCAAUGAUUACUCAGAAGUACCUCACAGGAGAUUUAAAACCCCGACUUCAAUCGCAGUCGAAAAAAAUAUUUAUUCUUGUGGAGAGUAUUGUCAUGCUUCACCUGAUUGUUUCUCCUUCCAAUGGUGUGAUAAUCAAUGUAGUUUUGGUGGUUUUUAUACUGAUGCAGCUACUGAAUAUGAUGGAGAAUGCAGUAUAUAUCAUCCCAAAGUUACUGAAAAAUACCAGAAAACGGGCAACAAAAUCGUUUCAGAUGUGCUUUACACGGAAAUGAAUUUAAAUUUUGAACAAUGUGCAUCAUUAUGUCAUGGAUGGCCCGAUGGUUACGCUGCAUGUAAAUCAUUUAAUUAUUGUCCUAAAAGUAAAACAGAAGGUUCUUGUUCAUUGACUCAAUUUUCAGUUAAAAGUUCAAAUACUAAGACCACUGAAGGAGGCGAUUGUUCAAAUUAUGAAUUGAAAGGGGAAUUUAAUGGAAAGAAUAGCAAAGAAUCCAGUUCGACUCAGGUGAUGAAAGGAACAAGUGGAUCAGGUGCUUUCGGAAUAAUUAUGCUGUUCUUGUUUGUCGGUGCUUUAUUGGGAUUCGCUGCACCAUUUGGUUACAUAAAAGUUAAACAAAUGCGUAAUACUUCAGAAGACAAGCAAAGUUUUGCUUGGACAAGACAAGUAGAUGAACAAGUUGCUGAUCAGUUGUAAAUUUCCAUGUAAACCUUAUCACUGCUUUUCAGCAGAGAAAUGUUCAACAUUUGAUUUUUUCUUUUAAAUCUUAUUUUAUCUCAAUUAGAAAUAAUUAAAAGUAAUUUAAAUUU
Tetranychus urticae (two-spotted spider mite) is the source of this 3108-nucleotide messenger RNA. RefSeq lists its product as uncharacterized. NCBI's taxonomy places the organism in Eukaryota, Metazoa, Arthropoda, Arachnida, Trombidiformes, Tetranychidae. The record is from RefSeq and is a predicted model, not a curated record.